This is a messenger RNA of Protopterus annectens (West African lungfish), 1161 nucleotides long. Its product is annotated as C-C motif chemokine 28-like. The record is from RefSeq and is a predicted model, not a curated record. Gene Ontology annotation, molecular function: chemokine activity. Gene Ontology annotation, biological process: immune response. The transcript has 3 exons. Gene Ontology annotation, cellular component: extracellular region. The coding region runs from base 70 to 399 and encodes 109 amino acids. NCBI's taxonomy places the organism in Eukaryota, Metazoa, Chordata, Ceratodontiformes, Protopteridae.
AAUACCAGCUUGUGGAAAGUACUUCUUUCAGCAAGCCAAAGACACAUAAACUCUGACUGUCCUAAAAUAAUGGAGCUUAAGAUUCUGUUUCUGCUUACAACGGCAACAGUCAUACUUGUCUGUACUACAGAUGCUAUGUAUAUCGGCAUCAGCUGUUGCACUCAGGUGGCCAAAGAUUUCAAUCCAAUGCAGCUGAGACAUGUGAAACAAUAUGAAAUACAGAAACAGGAUGGCAUCUGUGACAUUAAAGCUGUUGUGCUUCAUUACAAGACUAAAUUCUACUGUGUGGAUCCUGAAGGCAAACAUGUAAAGAAAUGGUUAAAGAAGAAACAAAGUGGUAGAAACAACAGAGAAGAUCAAACGCAAAUGCACUUAAAUAUCUGGAACUACCUUAACUAGAAAAUGUGAAGGACAAUGUACACACCUUAAUAUUAUGCAGCUCAUACCCGCAGGCCUAAAUUCUCGCCACCAGACACCCUAGUUUGCUGGUGUCCAUAUUCACAUGGUCUUGCUGCUGUCUGGAUCACAAACUGAACAUAGCUCAACCUUUUCAAUGCAAAAAAGUGUUUUAUUUAUCAGUUUCACGGCUUGCAGAAAUGUGAAAAUGUAUUUUUACCUAUCAAUAAGGUAAUUGUUAGUUAACAAUACUACAUGAAAACAGAAUCUGAAUUUAUGUAUUUGCUGUCUUUAUAUUUAUUUAUUCAGUAGCAGGGUAAAUUCAUUGUACAGAAUUUGAUUUACUAUUGUGCAGCAACAGUAUUGUAAAUGCCUUGGCUAAAGUACACUGAACAUGCUCCCUAAAAUGUUUGUUAUUUAUAAAUGAUCUUUUUGUUUUUGGAUGCAUAAAGGCUCAGACUUCUGUAAAUUGUUUUCUUACUAUUUUUUCAUUUAGAAGCAACAUCUUUUUUCAUUUCUGAUGUUUAGUGUGUGAGAAGCAGUAUGGUUUUGUCUGUCCAUGUCAUGAUUUCCCCAACUAUAAAAUAAAAAAAAAUCUCUCUGUAACUUUGAGGAAACAGUCAUGUAAUUUAAAGGUAAUACUAUUUGAAAUGUUUCUUUAUCAAGUGGUGAGAUUAGAACUUUUAUUCAAGCGACAGGACUUGCUAUAUCACAAAUGUGAAAUAUGCUUCAGUAUUCGAUUAAAAAUAAAAAUUUAGUUGUUAA